ACAAGUCCGCCUCGCAACACUCCGCAAGCGCGGCAUCGUGCCGUCGCGACCAUACCCCCUCCGUCUCUAAAGUGCUAGCAUCGCACUCGAGAUCUUCGAAUCCGAAUCCUCCUUUGUCCAUCAUAUGCCUCGAUCUAGGUGCAUGACCAUAUGACUCCGUCCUCAAUGGUCUCCCACCCUCUCAAUCCAGCAACGGCGUCCGCGUCCAACUCCCGCGAUCUAACCCUACGACGCGCACCGUCCAUCACAUCGACACGGACGGCGUUGACUCACCGGCGACAUCAUCGGAAUGCACGGUCGCAUGUGGGGACUAGCUCGCACCAGCCACAGAACGAGUUCCCGAUCUUCACGCAUACCGGCGAUGUGGAGAUCCUGCUCACUGAUCGCGAGGGGAGGAGAGAGACGCGGUUCUUGUUGCAUCGGUUGAUCUUGGCGCAGUGCUCGGGAUUCUUCGAGGCGGGGACGAGAGGAGCGAUGAGCGAUAUGUAAGGGGAGAUGAGAUCGUUUUGGGUGGGCAGAGGAAGAGGUGGAUAUAUCAGUUGGAUUGGGGUUCUGGGCCGGACGAUGUCCCCUUGCUUGUUCAGCAGU
Messenger RNA from Eremomyces bilateralis CBS 781.70, 588 nucleotides. RefSeq lists its product as uncharacterized. The transcript has 3 exons. Bases 151 to 489 code for a protein of 112 amino acids. The record is from RefSeq and is a predicted model, not a curated record. Lineage: Eukaryota; Fungi; Ascomycota; Dothideomycetes; Eremomycetales; Eremomycetaceae.